This is a messenger RNA of Drosophila guanche, 1124 nucleotides long. RefSeq lists its product as uncharacterized. The transcript has a single exon. Bases 135 to 986 code for a protein of 283 amino acids. The record is from RefSeq and is a predicted model, not a curated record. NCBI's taxonomy places the organism in Eukaryota, Metazoa, Arthropoda, Insecta, Diptera, Drosophilidae.
AAUCUGUUCACAAAGUGAAGCACUUCGAAAAGGUUGCCAAGGUUUUCCAGUUUUCCACUUGCCAAGGGGCAGGGGGUGAAAGUCAGGUAGAAAGCGCUUCCCAUCGGAUCUCAGUCUCAGUCUCAGUCACAGAAAUGUCUUUCGCGUGUUCAGAGCUGAUCGUCGUGCUGCUGGCCGUGUGCCUCAGUCUGGGUCUGUCCUCCUGCGAUCCUGUGCUGGAGCUGCAGUCGCUGCGCGGCCACAGGGAGCGGCUUCUGGGUGAGAUCGAACGCAUCUACAUGGAGCAGCCGCUGGGCGGGGAGACGCAACUGCUGCUGGACGAGCUGCAAGUGCGGGAUCAGCAGCUGCGGCAGCAAAUCGAACAACUGGAGGCGGCGACAGUGCCCGCGGAGGAGGCGAACAGCAGCAGCACCCAGCGGCUGGCCAUCAAUCUGACUGCUGACUUUGAGCACUUGCAGCACAAGCUGGACGACCUGAAGCGCCAUUUGGAUCGUCUGGAUGUGCGCUUUGCCACGCAGCAAGGCAAGCAGCUGGAAGGCCACACGACGGCGACCAGCAGCCAUCCAGCAGCCACCUUGGCGCCCUCCUCCGGCAUUGGCUCGUUCUUUUGGACACCGCUGCUGACAAUGCCGGAGUUUCCACAGGGCAGCAUAGCUGCCACGGACAAUGGACAGGAUCAUAAGCAGCAUCAGCAUCAGCAGCAGUCCCAGCCCCAACAGCAGCAGCAGGCAAGUCCCUCCAUCAUCAAGCGUGUGCUGGACAUGCUGCGACCCUCAGCCACUGGCCUGCGCAAUCGUUGGCUCGAGUCGGAGAAAUCUGCCACAGGAUCGACUUCGACUUCGGGUUCGGGUUCGGGUUCGUCCAAGCUUCACGUACUCACUGCCGAGGAGCUGCUGCCGCAGCUGCAGGAGCAACGGAAAUUCCUGGACGCUGCCAUCACGCGACUGGAACUUUUGUCAGCGACAAAGAGUCCGAAGAAGCAUUAGGGCCGAUGCGCCACAACAGAGGGCGCAGCUAGGCAACCGUGGCUGAGCCGUGGCUGACUUAUUGAACCCACUCCAAUGUCACCUUUGCCACACACUUUGCUACGUCAUCAGCAAUAAAAGAGAAACUAAACAAAAACA